UGCAACAUUUUCAAUUUUUUCAUCAAAUUUAGCAAUUUUUCACCAAGAAAUUAUGCAAAUAUCGACAAAAUUUUACUACUAUCAUAAAGUAGAAUAUGUCACAAAAAAAACUAUCUCAGAAUCAGAAUGAAAGGUUAAAGCAUCCCAGAGUUAUUAAUGUUUAAAGUGACAGUGGUCAGAUGUGCAAAAAAUGGCCGUUUCCUACAGUGAAAAUUGGCUGGGUCCUUAAGUGGUUAAACAUGCAUGUAUAAACGUGUGUUGUCUUUAUUUUCUAAAAUAAAUUACUAACUGAAAUUCCUGAAUCACAUGAUCAAAAAAUCAUAGGAGUAGCAAUGAGAAAAAUUUUACUGAAAAAAAAAGUUACAUGCUUUAGUGCUUUUAUAAAAAUUAAACAUUGAUUUUGACUGGUUAUUAUGGUAACAAGGUAAAUAUCUCUAUGACAGUUCUGGUAAAUGCAUAACAAUGACAUUGAUGUUCUGUAUGACAACUUGAUUCUUACUAUAUUUUCCAUUUUUUUCAGUUCCAGUGAUAUAAUGACUGGUGGAUACUUUUUACAGUUAAUUAUGUGCCUGGCUUAUUUCUCACAUGCUGCUUCUGAAUUCCCAGAGUUUGUGACCCAACAAACAUUGACUUUAACUGCAUCUCAGUUUUCUGCCAAUGAUACUCCAGAAUUCACCACAGUCUGCUCAAAGAAGUGCAUCCAGCGUGAGUCCCAGCCAGAAGCAUUUUCUGUUGACCAUCAACUUGACUAUGAGACAGCUUAUUUAAAUGGCAGUCGUACGCUGACAACAGUGACAAUAAGAAUGUCUCAGAGUAAUAUAAGGAGGAAAAAGCAGAGGAAUGUCAAAUUUAAACGGAGUCGAAGGCAAAUUUAUGGACCAGAUAACCGCUUUUUCAUCAGAAGUCAGCACUUUCUUAGAGAAUUCCCUUUUGCAGCUGCUGUUCAGGUAUCCACAGGAUGCACAGGUGUGUUAGUAACUGAACGUCAUGUUUUAACAGCUGCUCACUGUAUCCAUAAUGGUCAUGACUAUGUUCAAGGAGCACGUAAACUGCGAGUUGGUUUCCUAAGGUCAGGAAUCCGACCUCUGCGUUGGGUACGUGUUAAAAGCACAAGGAUACCUCGAGGUUGGAUUGGAGCCCCAGCAGAAAUUAGUAUGGAUUAUGAUUAUGCAUUGCUAGAGCUGCGAUGUGCACAAUCCCAACCUCAUAUGCGCCUUGCUGCCUCUCCACCUUUAGAGAACUUGGCAGGAAGAAGAGUGCACUUCUCAGGCUUUGACAGUGACCGGUCUGGAGAGCUUGUUUACAGGUCAUGCAGAGUGCAGCAGCAGACGGCACAUUUGCUUUACCAGCAUUGUGCUGCACGCCCAGGUGCCAGUGGUUCAGGUGUUUAUGGACGACUGCGUUAUGGUGGCCGCUGGGAGAGGAAAGUUAUUGGGGUGUUUUCAGGACAUCAGUGGGUUGAAGUAUCUGGAGAGCCAAGAGAAUAUAAUGUUGCAGUCAGACUGACUCCUCCUAAGUAUGCACAGAUUUGCUAUUGGAUACGUGGAACCAAUGCAAGUUGUGAUAAAUAA
Hyla sarda is the source of this 1571-nucleotide messenger RNA. Its product is annotated as serine protease 23-like. Lineage: Eukaryota; Metazoa; Chordata; Amphibia; Anura; Hylidae. Gene Ontology annotation, biological process: proteolysis. The record is from RefSeq and is a predicted model, not a curated record. Bases 453 to 1571 code for a protein of 372 amino acids. The transcript has a single exon. Gene Ontology annotation, molecular function: serine-type endopeptidase activity.